Stomoxys calcitrans (stable fly) is the source of this 2622-nucleotide messenger RNA. RefSeq lists its product as uncharacterized. The record is from RefSeq and is a predicted model, not a curated record. The transcript is spliced from 5 exons. NCBI's taxonomy places the organism in Eukaryota, Metazoa, Arthropoda, Insecta, Diptera, Muscidae. Bases 1 to 2520 code for a protein of 839 amino acids.
AUGGAAUUUAACCACAAUAUAAAUAGAGGCUUUUCAGCCUUGCGUGAUAUAUCUGCCACGCAAAUGAAUGAUUUGCUAAAUUUUGAUAGCCCUCCAGAAACUCCUCUAGAUCCUUCACAAAUGCAACUCAGCACUAAAUCGCUAAAUAAUGAUGAUUGUGAGGAGCGUAUGCAAGAAACUGCAACCGAAUGCAGUCUUUUGCGUUUUAAUAAUCAACCUUUGCCUUCACAAUUGGAAUCCCAAUUAGACUUCUCCAUAUUUAAUAGACGAACGGAUGAUGAUCAUGAGGAUGAUGACGGUGUUUUGCUACAAUCCUGGUCUUUGUCAAAUGAUAGUGUUGACAAAGAAAACGGGCAGAUACAAGACAAACCCAAUACCGAAGCUCCCAUUAUAUCCACGCAAGAAUUGGAGGAUAUGCUAUUGGAUAUAAAUGAUUUUCCGGAAAUGUCAGAGGCUAACAAGCCCGCUCCAGAGAAAACUCCUCAUACUCCAUUAAACUACUCUCAAAUCGCCCAAAACAUCAGUGAUUCCGUUAUAAUAACCUCACCAGAAAUAGAGCAGAUCAUUUUGGAAGAUACCGAAUAUUUUAAUACAUGCCAUGACAAAACCUUUGUCACUGAUCUACAAAAUAGUAGUCCUAGAAAUGGAAGCAGUGUUUCAGAUCCUUUGAAAUGUAUUGAUAAAGGCAAUCAAUCGCCAGAGUUCUCCUCACAAGAAAUUAACAUUGACAUGUCACGACCACUGGACAUCGAUUUUAGCACAAAGGCUAUUGAAAUAUCCAGCAAGGCAAAGGAUGGCAUAGUUCACACAAAAGUUACUUAUACCUCAACAAAGAGUAUACAUUAUUAUGCCCCUACGGCUAUGGACGAUGACUUUGAAAUGGAGUCUUUGGAUGACAUGGAUUUUAAUCAAUUAAACGAGCUGGAAAAGGCAUUUGCCAACAAAACUGAUAAUAUUACCAGAGCACAGCAAAUAAAUAAAGAAAGGAAGUGUGAAACCCAAUUGGAAUUGAAUACUGUCCGUCCAAGUAUUACCGAAAAAAUUGUAGCAUCUUGUCCAGCGCCUCUUCUAAAGCCAAUAGCCUCUUCUCCCACCGUAAGCACCCAUCCCAUGGAAUUCCUGGAGAUAAACUUUAGCAAUUCAACAUCAAGUGAAAAUAACAAAACCGACCACAGCCAACCUUCUUCUACGCAGAAUAAUCCAGGCAAAGAUUUUAGCUUUUCUCCGUUUUUAAAAAUGACACAAUACUCGGAAAUAUCGAAAGAUAUACUACAAUUUUCCCAAGCUUCAAUACCAGAAACAUAUCAUCAGGAAAAUGUCCAAAAAGAUAAAGGAAAUAAAAUUAACCCACAAGCUAGCAAAAGUCGCUCAGACGGAGACUCCACAAUAACUCUGACGUCCAAAGGCAGUAAAACUGAUACUUCUUCUUCCUCAAUUUUGAGGAUAAAUAGUUCAACUACAGAUGCCACCAUGAUACCCUCGUCUGUAAAACAACUAUACGAUGUGAUUAAGGAACAGUAUUCAGAUUUUUCAUUUUUAUAUGCCUUGAGCACUCAGUUAUGUCAGGAUCGAGUGCCCAUGGAUUGUUUUAUAACACUGAAAAUGGGAUUGCUUUUAAGUUUGGCCUCGAUAGGGCCAAAUCCCCAUUUGCCACCCAUACACAUAAUUGCUGUUGGCAAUGAUACCUAUAUGGCUAAUUAUCUAAUGACCACUGUGGGACAAUUGGCUUCUAGAUUUGUGGGUCCCACUGAGGAUACCAAACCACCUUCGAGUAAUGGCUAUCGCAACCACCAAUGGAUCGAGGCUGAUCCUAUUCUGUUGGCCCAGGGUGGGGUUUAUUAUGUAGGUGAUUGGUCUCGCUUAAAGCUAUUGCGAGCCGAUCGUCUUUACAAAGAUAUUGAAUCAUCCAUGGUAGCUGUGGAUAACAGCAAUCAUCAGUAUCCUUUGCAGACGGCUAUUUGGGCUCAUUGGCGUUCGUUUAAAUACAAUUCCAAAGAUGAGCAAAUGUUUAAUAAGUUUGUCAAAAUUUUUGGUAUUCCCAUAUAUGUGGCUGAGGAUAAUCAUGAAGCUUUGGUAAACUAUACUCUCGAUCAAGCAUCGAUUCACCUCUUUGAAUCUACAAUAGAUCAUUUAUCCAUCAGCACGGAAGAUAUGAGCAAUUUUUUGGUUCAUGUUUCACAGCGUCAUGUUGACCAUACUCCAGAGGCAGCCACAUUAUUGCAAAAAUAUUUUGUAGCCUCACGCACAGCAAGACCAGAUUGCCUUACAAAACAGGCUCUCAUUAUAUUAAAACAAUUUUCCGAAUCAUUUGCCAAACUCUCACUGCGUCAUGAAGUGCUGGUCAUUGAUGUUGUUUCGGCCAUUAUUUUAUGCGAACAUUCCAUAGAGCAUAUUUUCGGAGCAGUUGAUACACCGCCACCACAUUUUGGGGCUGUGCCUUUUGUAGGAGCUGUGGAUGAAUAUCUGAUACAAUUUCAACAAUGGCUGGAUGCAUAUAUAGAAAAAUUUAGCAAGGAAUAAUUAGGGAAAGGUAGGAAUUUGAUGCCAAUAUGAACACUUUAAGUAAAUAUUUCUUCCGGAAUAUUUUUCUAAAUUAUCAUGAAUUUUGUUUAUUUGUGUAGC